CGCCUGCGGGGAGAGUUUCUCUGGAGAGGCGAAGGCGGUGGCUGCCUUUCGCUCCCGUGCGCUCUACAACUUUCCAGCCUGCUCCUGUAGGAUGAGGAGGGUGCUCCGAGGCUCCUUUUCCACCUGCUGGGUGACUCUGAUGGCCGCCACCUUGUGUUACUGCGCGCACAGAACAGCUUCUUCAGAUAACAAUCUUUUCACCAUCCGGCAUGAAAACUCUAAUAAGUGCAUCCAGGUUAAAAGCCAGCGCCUAAUAGCAGGAGGUUGUGAGGAGACAGAUGAGAGCUUAUGGACAUGGGUCUCUCAACAUCGCCUUUUUAAUUUGGGGUCCCGAAAGUGCCUUGGACUAGAGACUGCCAAGUCUCCAAAUACCUUAAAAAUGUAUGCUUGUGACUCAGACCUCAUUCUGUGGUGGCGAUGUGUUGGUGAUUCCAUCCUUUCUGCAUCUCAGAACAAACUAGCUUUAAAGAAUGGAAUUGUCACUGUAAGCCUAAACUCUUCUGAUACUUGGAGAAGAAGUGAGUCCAGCGACACGAUUUGUAAAUUUCCAUAUAGCGAAAUUUAUACCAGGGAUGGGAAUGCCUAUGGAAAACUUUGUGAGUUUCCUUUCUUAUUUAAUAAUACAUGGCAUCAUGACUGCAUUCGCAACGAGAUGUAUGGAGGUAAUGAAUGGUGUUCCAUAACCACCUAUUUCCAUCAAGACAAUAAAUGGGGCUUCUGCUUAAAACCAGAGGAUGGCUGUCAAAAUACAUGGGAACAGUUUGCAGAUUCUGGAAAUUGUUACCAAUUAAAUAUACAGGCUGCUCUUUCUUGGAAAGCAGCAUACCUCUCAUGUAAGAAGCAAGGAGGUGAUUUGGUCAGCAUCGCAAGUGCAUCUGAGUUAAGUUAUAUCCAAGCUAAAGAUGGUAUCGCAGAAAUAUUUUGGAUUGGAUUAAAUCAGUUGGAUGUUUCUGGAGGCUGGCAGUGGUCAGAUCAUACACCAUUGAACUUCCUGAACUGGAAUUCAGAGAUGCAGAAUUUAUCUCCAAUAGAGGGAAAUGACUGUGUGGCUAUGAAUGCUGACACAGGUGACUGGAAGAGUUAUCCCUGUGACACGCCACUUCCUUAUGUCUGCAAGAAACAAGUCAAUGACACUCAACUGGAUUUUCCAGAUAUUCAGAACUAUGCUGAGACUCAGUGUGAAUCUGACUGGUACCCGCACAAUGGAUUUUGCUAUAUGCUAAUGAACAGCAUUGCUUUGUGGAAAGAUGCAAAUCACUUAUGUGAUCAAAACAACAGUAGCCUGAUCAGUAUACAUUCCUUAGCAGAUGUUGAAUUAGUUGUUACAAAACUCCAUAAUGAUACAAAAGACAAAGUGUGGAUAGGGUUAAUAAAUAAAGAUACUCCAGCCUUGUUUAAGUGGUCAGAUGGAUCCAAAGUGGUGUUUACUUACUGGGAUCAGAAUGAGCCAAAAGCUUCCUUCAAAAGCAUUCCAAAUUGUGUCUCCUAUUCUGGAAAGUUUGGACGAUGGAACAUCCUACCUUGUACCGAUAAACUUAAAUUUGUGUGCAUGAAAAAAGGAAAAGUUUUAGACGAACAAAAAUCUGAUAAAGAUUGUUCUCCAAAUGAGGAAUGGAAGAAACAUGGAGAUUAUUGCUAUAAGAUUGACAAGAAUGAAGUCUCCUUUGGAAAUGUGUGCAAUCUUACUAUAGCAAACAGAUUUGAACAAGAAUUCAUAAAUAAUUUAAUUAGAAUGCACAGUAAAGUUGAAAAAAAGUACUUCUGGACUGGUUUGCAAGAUAUCAGCUCUUCAGGAGAGUAUAGAUGGGGAACUGUGGAUGGAAGGAAUGAAAUACUAACAUACACAAACUGGGGUUUCUUUCAACCAGAAUUUCGUGGAGGAUGUGUGGCAAUGUCAGGUGGAAGAUACCUUGGAAAGUGGGAAGUCAAGAAUUGCCAAACAUUUAAAGCUUACUCUGUUUGCAAGAAAUACAUUGGACCAAAGAGAGAACCAGAGAUACUGCCAAAAGUCACUGACCCUUGCCCACAGGGGUGGUCCAGGGGUUCAGGUCUUGCUUGCUAUAAGUUUUUUCAUAAGGAAAGAGUGCUGAGAACCAGAACUUGGGAAGAAGCUGAGAGGUUUUGUGAGGCUCUUGGAGGACAUCUUCCUAGUUUCAGCCACCUAGAAGAAAUUAGGGAGCUCCAUACAAUACUGAGGGAGAUCAUCAGUGAUGACAGAUGGGUCUGGGUUGGGCUAAAUAAGAGGAAUCCUGAUCUUCUGGGAUCAUGGCAGUGGAGUGACGAUAAGCCUGUCUCUACUGUUGUGAUGCCCCCAGAAUUUAGAGAAGAUGACUAUGAUGUUCGAGAUUGUGCAGCUGUCAAGACCCUUAGAGCAAAACGCCGACCGAUGUGGGAUCUUUACUUCUUUGAAAAUAGAGAAGAGGAAUUUUAUUUAAAACCUUUCCAUUGUGAUGUAAAACUUGAAUGGGUAUGCCAGAUCACUAAAGGUAGCACACCAAAGACACCUGAAUGGUACAAACCAGAUGAAGAAGGAAUUCAUGGGCCAGCAGUGAAUAUUGAUGGGUCAGAAUUCUGGUUUGUGCCAAAUAAGUAUUUGAGCUAUCAAGAAGCUUCCUUGUAUUGUUCUAAGAAUGGAAGUGACUUAGCUUAUGUAACCUCUUUCACAGCACUGAAUGGAAUUCUAAACAGAAUAGCAAAGUUACUGGACGAGAAUCAGAACUGGUGGCUGAAAUACAGAAGUCCUCCAAGUCGCUACCGUUCUCACUUUUUUCCACGCUAUUAUGAACAUUACUUCAGAAAAUGCUGGCAUAUCUCUUAUCGAUCCUGGUUCAGAGACAGUGCAUUAAGUUGCAGCACAAAACUCCCUUUCAUUUGUGAGAGAUAUAAUGCAUCGUUAUUGGAGACAGGUGAACCAGUCUAUAAACCACCUCAGGGAAGCUGUCCUGAAAAUUGGGGUUUGUUCCUGAAUAAGUGUUAUCGAAAGGUGACCCCCCAGGACUUGACAUUUAAAAAAGCAGACGAAUAUUGUCAAUCUUUAGGAGGAUACCUUCCUUCCAUCAAAAGCCAAGCUGAACAAGAUUUUAUAACAUCCUUACUCCCCAGCAUGCCCCCAAAGAUUUGGAUUGGUUUAUACAUCCAGAUGCAUACCCAGGAAAAUAAGUGGACUGAUGGCAGUGAUUUAGAUUACGCCAACUUCCAUCCUUUGCUUCAAGGAAAGGCGAGACAAGUUCAGAUAGAUUUAUAUAAUGAGGAAGUGAAUAACCAGUGUGCUGUUUUGCUCAAUGACCCCAAGUCAUUUGUAGGAACUUGGAAUUUUACUUCUUGUGCUGAUACUCUGUCUUUGGCCAUAUGUCAGAAGCAGCCAGAUGCUGUAGAAAACCAGACAGCACAAGUGCCUGAAGGUACCAUGAAAUAUGAAAAUGUCACCUACACUAUAAUUCUGAGGAACCUGACAUGGCAUGAUGCCCAGGAGGAAUGCCUGAAGAACAAUAUGAGGCUGGUUAGCAUUACAGAACAAUAUCAGCAGGCUUUCCUUGGUUCUCAGGCGGCUCUCCGUAACUACCAGCUCUGGAUUGGGCUCUCCAGCAAAGAUGGUGGAAUACAUUAUCAGUGGUCAGAUAAAAAACACAUUAGCUUCAGUCGUUGGUCUGAAGAAGACAAAGAUUUACUUGAUGACUGUGUGUAUUUGGAUACUGAUGGAUUCUGGAAAACAUCUGAAUGUUAUACAGAAAAACCAGGAGCAAUUUGCUACUUACCAGGAAAUGAUACUGAAAAGCAAGAAGCAUAUUAUGAAUCAAUUAAAUGUCCACACAAGAUUAAGAAUACACCAUGGAUAGCAUAUCGAAACAGUUGUUACACAUUUGCAGUAUCAAAAGUUACAUGGAAAGGAUUGAGAUCAGUUGAAGCUAACCAUUUAUGCAGGACAAUGAAUUCAAAUGCAUCUCUUUUGAAUAUCAGGGAUGAAGAUGAAAACGAUUUUGUUGUUGAGCAGUUUCAAUUUUUCAGGGGCCUUGCUCAGUGGAUGUGGUUGGGUUUGAUUUAUGACACUAAGGGUAACCUUCUGAAGUGGUCUGAUGAUACAUACUUGUCAUAUAAUAACUGGAGAAUGGGACGGCCUGAUGUCAGGAAUAACUCUUUUCUUGCUGGUGUUAACCUAGAUGGUUUCUGGGAUAUUUACAAUUAUACGCAUAAUAACUGGUUACAUUUGCAAUUCAGUCUGCAUAGCAUCCUUGUCUGCAAGCUAGACAUGGACACCAAAGUGCACCAACCUCCACUUCCUAAAAAGCUACCCUACAAAAAUAAUACCUACUGGGUUCUUCAGAAACAGCUUAAUUGGUAUGAAGCAUGGAGAGAAUGCAAACAGCAAGGAAGUGACUUAGCCAGCAUUCACAGUGUUUCCGAACAGGUGUUUCUGGAAGACGUUGUAAGGCGUGAUGGAUUUCCACUGUGGAUUGGUUUAUCUAAUCAUAACGGAAAUGUUUCCAAUUUUGAGUGGUCUGAUGGAAGCCUGUUUGACUACCAGCCCUGGGAAUAUCAGCAUUCUCAUUCUUCUGGAAAUUGUUUUGCUGUGGACACUAAAGGAGUUUGGAAUCGCGUGAAAUGCACCUACCGAGGUGAUGGUGCCAUCUGCUACUUUCCUUCAAAUAAAAUGCAAUCAAAGCAAACUGAAACAUCGCCAAAUUGUCCAAAACCUCCUAAUGGAUCAUCACAAUGGCUACACUACAAAGAUCAUUGCUAUGCAUUUGAUAUGGCAUUUUAUAAUUAUUCCACAUACGCUGCGGACACAGCUAAGAAAGUUUGCAAGAAACUUGAUCCUUCUGCAGAUCUUCUGACUAUCAAGGAUGCAGAGGAAAAUAAGUUUGUGAGCACACACUUAAAAGAAUAUUACUUUAUUACUGGAAAAGCAUGGCUUGGAAUGCAAUCUAAUGCUAAGUCCUUGAGCUGGCUUGAUGGUUCUGAGGUUAAAUAUACAAAUUGGGCCAAUGGAAGCGAGAAGGCUAAUGGUCAAUGCAGUGUUAUCUUUUCAACCAAUGGGGCAUGGUCCAAAACAGACUGCAAGAAUGAACCAAGUAGAGUUGUUUGUAAAGCUCCUCAAGUCCCUAGUCAUUCAGGAGGGGUAAUCGCAGUUUCUGUUGUAAUUAUUGUGGCCCUCCUUGCUGGAUUAAUAUACUUCCUGUAUAAAAAGAAACAACUACGCUGGUCUGGAUUCUCUUCUGUUCGCUAUGAGCGGGGAAUGCAUGACGAUGAAAGUGAUACCAUGUUUACCAGAGGUGACGACUGAAGGCCAUUUUCUGCUUGGCAUGCUGAAACCAAUUUCUGAAUCAGCUCCUUAAGCAUCUUCCAAAGAUGCUACUGACUUUCAUUCUUAAGGGUUUAUUGACAUCUACCCUUUUUUCACAUUUAGGAGAAAAAGUGGUCUUUAACACCAAUCAAACUUUGCACUUUUCGUGAUCUGAGUUUUGCACAUGCCUUGAAGUAUGGUGCAUGGAACAGUCCUGAUGGUAGGAUAUCCUAUACCAUUUUCCCAUACAAAAUAAGAUAGCCGAGGGCCAGAGAAUCACUUGAAAUAUAACUUAUUGAAAAUAAAAGUAUAUGAUAAUUUAUGGUAUUAAACAUACUAUAUUUUAAAAGUUAAAAGAUUAUUUUGAGUCAAGUGCAACUCCUGAUCUCUACGGGUAUAGUUUGCUUGGCAACAGAAUGGAAAGAUUUUCCCAUCUGAGCAACAAGCAAGUUGAAAUUUGCUUACCAUUUCUGAGGUCAGCCAGGGUCAGUGAGGUCUUGCCAUCUGCCGUUACUCUGUUUUUUAAUAAAAACUUUUUUCGAUAAAAGCUCCCAAGGAUUCCUUUCAUCUUGAUCAAAGUUGCAGUUCAGAUUUUGAUUCAGUUACUGUAUUAACUUUUAAAGCUUUGCCCUUAUUUUUAGCUACAACAAAAGAAUAGCAACAAGUUAUUGUCAGGCUUUAUUUUUCUGAUCUCUUCAAUUUGCCAUAUAUACUGGAACAAGUUAACCUCAGUUCAAGGGCUAAAUGAACGUUCCAGAACCCCAGUGUCCAUUCACUGUCCUGGAUUCAUGAAUAGAAGCAUGCAGCACAAUGUGAAAGUUUUGACAUCGGUCUUUGUUAUUAAUAUUUACCUUAGAUUCACAUUUUUCAAAAGAGGUACUACUAAGUUUUUUUCAUUGUUAGUAUUGGAAAUAUAUUGACUGAAAUCUAAAUUCUUAUUCAUGGUCAGAAUGUUUACUCAUGCUUAAACUGGAGCAUCCAUAAUGUUUUGUUCUUUUCUGGUUACACAGCACCAUAUUAGUGAUUUCCAUUCAUACCAUCAGUUUCCUGCUCUGGAUUCUUUGUUGGGCAUGGAGGAAAUCACUGGAUUUCAGGUGAUGGCUUUCUCUGAUAGUACUUGUAACAUGGAACAAUUCAACAGAGAGUAACCAGCCCUUAGUAAACUCAGAAAAGUUAUGUUACAAAAACCUUCUGAUUUAAUAGUAAGGGUUUCCAAAGAGGUAGCUCAGCCAUCUUUUAGUAAGAAGCCAAAGAAUUUUGUGGCAUUUGAAAGACCAAUAGAAUUGGUUAGUCUUUAAGGUGCCACAACACGUUCGAUUUUAUGAUUUGAUUUGUAGCAUUUCAGACGCAUCGCUUAUUUGAAGGGAACAGAAUAGUUUUUAUUCUUAAAAUGGUUCCUUUACUCUAAUGAAACUCACAAGAGAUAAGUAACAUCCACUUCUGAAAAUUCUAAGGAACACUAUUAGAGAUUAUAGGGGAAAAUAUUGGUUUAUUGCUAAGUUAGCUCUUUUAAAAGACAGUGAAUAUGUGCCUUUGGAAUUAAUGAUAUGCAGACCUUUUUUUUU
This is a messenger RNA of Candoia aspera, 6846 nucleotides long. RefSeq names its product lymphocyte antigen 75 (gene LY75). NCBI's taxonomy places the organism in Eukaryota, Metazoa, Chordata, Lepidosauria, Squamata, Candoiidae. The record is from RefSeq and is a predicted model, not a curated record. Gene Ontology annotation, molecular function: signaling receptor activity. The coding region runs from base 92 to 5281 and encodes 1729 amino acids. The transcript has 35 exons. Gene Ontology annotation, cellular component: external side of plasma membrane.